AUGGGGGAUCACCAAGAAGACAAGUCUCUCGAGGACAUGUGGAGUGAGGCAGCAGAUAGCUACCGGAAGGCUACUGGUAUGGAUCUUCGAGGACCUCCCUUGAAGAUUGAAGACGUUUUAAAGAAAAUGCGCGAUACAAACGACAACCAAAGCAACCGGCAAGCACGCCGAGAAAGUGUCAGGCUGGUUCUGGAUCGCAUCACAGCUCUCAGCGAAUUGAUCGCAUCAAGCGCAUCCCAUGUAUUUCCGCCUGGUAUACUCUGCUUCACUGCAGUAUCCUACCUUGUUGAGACCUGCUGGGAGUACGAAAAACAGCGGGCAGUGAUUACAGAGCUCUUUGAUGCGAUUGCACCGUUCCUGGAGUGCUUCGACAUCUACCACAGCUCUGAGCAGCUCCACAAAACCACUGAUUCUCGACUCAGCAAAGUCAAGAGGGUGAUUCACGAACGCCUGCAAUGUUUCAUCUGGAUAUGCACCCACUUCACAAAGAAGUCCAAAGAAGGCAAACUCAAGCGCUUGGCUAAGGCAGCAGUCCGCGCUGACGAUGGCGUCUCAGAGAAGUUCGAGGAGAUGGAAAGACUCGAGAAGGAGGAGUUGAGAUUGCUCCAAACUCUCGGCUUUAUCGAAGUCCACGAGAUGCACGGCUUCCUCAAGCGUCUGGAAAGUAAGGAGGACCAGGAAGACAUGGAUCAAUGCUUGGACACGAUCAAGACUGCCUUGGGCAUCGGCGCUACCAAACACAGCUGGCAUGACACACAGACUGCCAUCUGGAAUGACACUGCCGAUUCGACCGGAGACUGGCUUUUCAAGAGACAGGACUUCAGGGAUUGGGAAAACAGCGGAGCAUCCGCAGCCCCUGCCGUGUUUGCGUUAAAAGCCGACGAUGGUUAUGGCCGAAGCUACCUAUGCGCCGCUGUCGUCCAUCACCUGCUCAAGCAACGGACCAACGAUCCCGAUCUCAAAAGACUCGUCGCCUAUUACUACUUCAAGAAGGACGAACGGGAGACCAACUCCAUGAGAAACGCCUUGCGCGCCAUACUAUGGCAAUUAUCCAUCAACAAAGUCAACAAGCCAUUUGCAAAAUUCUUUGCACGGAAGUGUGAACAAGUACAGCACCUGCCCUCAUCCAAGACUCACACACUCUGGAAAGAUUCCAUUUUGGAUUACUUGGAGCAUUCGCAGGUCAAGAGCAAGGUAUUCAUCGUCAUUGACGGGAUAGGGCAUGCCACUGAGGGUUAUAUCGAGUUCUCACGUAUUGUCAAAGAUGUUUCAUCAUUCGACAACGGGCGGUCAUCCAUCAGGUUCCUCCUGACGGGCACAAAGUCUGAUCUCGCCGAGCUCAGCAGACACUUUGACACCAAAUCUCAAACGACGGAGCUAACCGUCAGUGAGCACAACGAACCAGACCUCCGAUCUUUCAUCUCGAAGAAGAUGGGGGAGAUCAGCAGGACAUGGGACCAAACGCCCGACAGUGAGGAACUUCAACAGCAAGUCCAAAACGCUCUCCUGGAAAACACCGACGGCGAUUACCAGAACCUGAAUCUCACUCUCAAAGAAAUCAGCAACGCACGAGGAGUGCAGGACAUCAGACGGAUCAUAGAGCCACACGGCCUAAAGGUGUCACGAGAAGAGAGAAUCGAGCUCCAGUUAGCCAAUAUGGAGAAGGCGCUGACAUACCAUGAGGUCGAAAACCUCAACGAGAUUCUUCCCUGGAUUGUUCUACCAAAGUACGACUGGCCGACGACGAAGCAAUUGAAAGCGGUUCUCUAUCUCAAAGACGAGCAAACUCCGUUGAAGUCGGUGCGCAAUUUGAUAACGGAGAGGUACGCGCCAUUGUUAGAAGUCGAUGGCAUGCUCGUGCGCUCCUAUCAUACAAUGAAGUAUUUCAAGAAAGAGAAGAGUGGCCAAGACUCCCGGAAACCCAAAGAUGUCACCGCGUGGCAAGACGGUCUUUCGGCGGUGAUAUCUCCAAUCAUUGGGUCAGCUUCCCAUGGGCCUUCUUGCCCUGUUCAUCAUCUCGAAGUCGCUAUGGUCGAGAAAUUCCUCUCGGCUUUCUGUGAUGAAGAGGUCUAUCGGAAGUUCGGGUUUCAAAAAUUCUUUGAAGGUCUCCGAGGCAAUCCUGCCAAGAAGAUAGGGUUUGAUCCGGUGGAUGGCCACUCAAGAAUCAUCCUCAGGUGCUUGCAGGCACUCUGCCCCAAAAGCAAGAAGGGAAAGGCCGAGUCUGAACCUCUCAUUGAAAUUGCCAUUUCGCGACUUCCCUGGCAUCUUUCACAAAUCCGACCGGAGGAGCUCGCCUGCAUCGAUGUGAAGAGGAGGAAAAGUAUUGGCGGGUUGCUGUUCAGCUUGCUCAAGGACAGGAAGUGCAUUGAAGGCUGGCUCACGCCAGACAGAAUAGAAAAGGUCCGGCACAAGUGGCUCUAUCACCCGUCAAAGCAGAACAAAAGCAGUUUGGCAGGAAUAACCCUGCAGUGGUUCAAAGAUCCAGAAGUCAUUGCUGGGGUCGGUCCUGCCGAAAAGGACGUCAUAAACGGGAUUAUUUACGGCACCAGAUGCCUCGGAGACCUUUUUGUCGACACUACCAGGCUCGUUGCCGAAAAAUGGCUUCUUUUUCAAGAUUGGGAUGUUGCCCAAACUUUCUGGUGGGUUUCGGGAUUCGUUCAAAGGAGAACUGAAGGCUCUGAGCAGACCGAGCGCAAGAGUCACGAAGAUUCAGAAAAAGUUGCACCAUCUCUUGCUGACAUCUACAAAGCUCUGGAAUAUGCGAAAUCUGCCAUAGGAUCCUUCAAGAGCAGUGCGGUAGCGGAUAUGCGGCUUCUUGAUACUCUCAUGCGCUUUCAAUACUACGACGAAGCCAUCGAUGAGGCUCAUAGCCGCAACCCUGAUGGCUGGAUGAAACACUGGUGUAUCGCACGCAAGAAGCACGUACAAGGCGAUAAUCCCGCCGCUGUUGCUUCCCUUGAUCCUGUGAUGCAGAAAUUCAGUUCUGAUGGACGGCUUCAACAGGACCUCCGAACAUCCUGGAAAGAGAUCAUAUAUCUUCAUGCUGAGAUUAAUGAGGAAAAAGAUCCCCUGCAAUGCGCUCUGAACGCAUAUCAAAAAUUCCUCAGGAGCUGUCCAGCUCACUCUGAGACCAUCGGGAAGGCAAUAUCUUGCAUGAAGCGCCUGGAGAAAUUCUCUGAUAUCGUCCGACUGCUUGAAGAUAGGAAAAACGGGGAACAAAACGGAGGACCGCUUCUCAAGACGCUAUUUUUGGAUCUUGCCAAAUCACCAAGCUUCCAUCAUGAUGUCACUUUUGCAGCGGUAAAAGAGAACAGGCUCGAACUGGUCAAGAAGGCCUACGAGGAUUCAGUGGAGGCCUGCGAAUCAGGUUCUGAGACUCUGCUCUACCUACGUCACUACUACGGCUUGACGCUAUGGUAUCAGAAGGAUAGAGAAUGGGAGGACACCAGGAAAGCGAUUGAGAUCUGGGAGCGGAACGUCUUCGACGAUGACAUCCCGCCGGGCUCGCACAUCCAGCGCAUCACCUCGUUCAAGCUGUCCUCGGUAUACCUACAGCUCGCCAGGAACCACCAGUUCAACAAGACGCCUGCUGGCUGGUUUUACGUUUCCAAGCUGGAAACGCUCGUCCAGCGCAAGUGCGGGGAAUUCCAGUGGACUGGGUCCGAGGAGGUCUUGCUCGCCCGCGCCUAUCACCUCGCCAAGCAGGACACCAAGGAUGGGGGUUUCGCCGAAAAGCUGGGCGAAAACGCCAUGAGGCUCGCGGCUAAGCACGUCGGUCCUGCGCUGAACAUCCUCUGGGACGCUGAUCCGGAAAAGGACUGGGAAGGGUACACCUCGCUUUCCAACACGCUCGGCCACAUGGACGAUGACGCCAACGCCCUUGCUGCCAAGUUCCUCAUCGGUCCCCUGGAAAGAGAAGGGGUGAGUCCGGACGCUACGCACGAGGUUGCCGAGAUAAGGUAUCUCAGAGGACGCCUGAAGUCGUCCUGCGACAACUGCGAAUAUCCGUGGACGAACGUAAGCGAUAUGCACAUCUGCCGGGACUGCAUCCGAACCAUCUUCUGUGCGGACUGUGUGCAUAAACUGAAAAGUCCGGAUGACUCUAUCGAGCAGCGCCUGUGCGAUCAAAGUCACGAGUUUUUGGUGGUGCCAAAAGUCGAAGCGGUGCCCAUGGACUACGUCCGCGUGGGAAAUGAGCUGAAGAAGAUUGAGGACUGGAAACAAGAUGUCAAAUCGAAAUACUGCGUUUGA
Molecule: messenger RNA, 4251 nt
Organism: Lasiodiplodia theobromae
Lineage: Eukaryota; Fungi; Ascomycota; Dothideomycetes; Botryosphaeriales; Botryosphaeriaceae
Product: Neutral amino acid permease
Exons: 3
Coding region: 1-4251 (1416 amino acids)
Source: RefSeq, a predicted model, not a curated record